This is a messenger RNA of Cryptomeria japonica (Japanese cedar), 1074 nucleotides long. Its product is annotated as pathogenesis-related thaumatin-like protein 3.1. NCBI's taxonomy places the organism in Eukaryota, Viridiplantae, Streptophyta, Pinopsida, Cupressales, Cupressaceae. The coding region runs from base 93 to 833 and encodes 246 amino acids. Gene Ontology annotation, biological process: defense response. The transcript has 2 exons. The record is from RefSeq and is a predicted model, not a curated record. Gene Ontology annotation, cellular component: extracellular region.
GAUCGAUCCGCCAUCGUAAGCUAAGUAAAGACUUUAAAAAUAGGGAUCAGAACUGACAUAAGUCAAUAACACGUGAUCAAUUUUCACUAUAAAUGCACACUCAUUCUCCGCAUAAGCACUCACACGCGUCAACAAUGGCUGGAGUGAUACCAGUCUGGAUUGCUCUCGUAGCAACACUCUCUGUUUUUCUCCAAGGAAUAAAUGUGAAGGCAGCAACUUUCGAUAUCACAAACCAGUGCCCCUACACAGUCUGGGCAGCGGCAAGUCCAGGUGGAGGGCGACAGCUGGCAAAAGGGCAGACGUGGACCAUCCAAGUCGCGGCCGGAACAACCGGGGGCAGAGUCUGGGCACGCACGGGUUGUUCUUUCGACGGAAGCGGUCGGGGCACCUGCCAAACCGGUGACUGCAAUGGCAUGCUCAGCUGCCAAGGCUACGGCCAGGUGCCAGCGACCUUGGCCGAAUAUGCCCUCAACCAAUUUCAGAAUCUUGACUUCUACGAUAUCUCUCUCGUGGAUGGCUUCAACGUGCCUCUUUCCAUGACUCCCACUUCUACAAACCCUAACUGCAAGGGGAGAAUUACAUGUUUGAGCCACAUUAAUUCCAUGUGUCCUGCUGAACUGAAGGUAAAUGGUGGAUGCAAAAGCGCCUGCGCCAGAUAUAAUACGGCCCAAUACUGCUGCACAGGAGCAUCUGCCAACAACUGUGGCCCAACCAAUUACUCCAAGUUUUUCAAGGGGCAAUGCCCCCAGGCCUACAGUUAUGCCAAGGAUGAUGCCACCAGCACCUUUACUUGCCCUAGCGGAACCAACUAUAAAGUUGUCUUCUGCGGCUAGGUAACUUUUAACUGCAUCUCCUUUGUGUGUACCGUCUAUCUACAUAUAUAGACCAUAAAUAAUGAGGAAAAGUUUAUCUUCCCUUCCACCCGGGAAUUAUAGGCGUAGUGCAUGCCGGGUGGAUAGGCGGACCGUUGAGGAAAAGUCAUCUUCCCGCCUCUCUGUUUUAUUCCCUAUCUAUGCGUUUGAGCACUGAUGUCAAGUCAGGAAACUAAAUUGUUAAAAGCUGUUUGUUUCUCAA